UUAUAGUGGAAUAAUUCCAGACCACCUGAACCGUUUCAACCGGGCUACAUAUGUACGUUAACACGCGACUUCGAAUGCAGCCGUAGUUUCGGACAGGUUCAGCUGGAUCCCCUCAAUAUGCACGUGUAAGAUAUUCCGUAGUCCAUCCUCGGUACCAAUCUUUACCAUGCGUUUUUCCGGCAAUUUCAACUGGUCAUGCCAUUUUAACCGCCUACGCGAAAACGACCUUAAAGUUCGAAUCGAUAGACCGCUUGAGGACUGUUCAGUAUUCACUGCGUAACUGACACGUACUUCCGGUGUCACAAUCGUCUGAAAGAAGACCACCAGGAUGCCGAAAGAAAACAGCUUGCGUGAUAAGUUAGAGGGAAAUGAACUGGACCUCAGCUUAAACAACUUAAGCGUUGUUCCUGUUAAGGAACUGGCAGCCUUACCAAAAGCCACACGACUGGACCUCUCUUGUAAUGCUAUACCAAGCCUUCCUGAUGCCUUCUGUAGCCUCAUUCACUUGGUGAAGAUAGACCUGAGUAAGAACCAGCUGCAAGAACUGCCACAUCAGUUCGGUCAGCUUCAAAAUCUUCAGCAUCUAGAUCUUCUAGGAAACCAGCUCUCCGUCCUCCCAAUCAGCUUUUUCCAGUUGCGUAAACUCAAAUGGCUUGAUCUCAAAGACAAUCCCAUGAAAGAGGAUCUAAAGAAGGUCGCAGGUGACUGUCUGGAUGAAGCUCAGUGUAAAAAGUGUGCCCAGAGGGUUUUAGACUACAUGAGAGGAAUCAAUUCUGCUGUGGAAAGGGAAAAACAGAGAAAACUUACCAUUCAACGAGAGAAAGAGGCAGCAAUAAAGGCUUUGGAGGAAGAAGAAAUGCAACUCAAACGUGAAAGGCGUAAACAAGCUAAGGCAGAACGUCAGCGGCAGUUACAGGAGGAACGACAGAUGAUAAACAACAGACACCAGGAGAACAACUAUGAGGAGGAAGAGGAAGAAGUCGAUGAGGUUGAAAUUGAUGGGAAUCAACAGACACCGUCUCAUCAAAAAGGCAGUGGGUGCUGUUCCUGGAUAUUGUGGAUGGCAAUGUUCACGAUGGUCAUUGCUUUAUUGGUUGGAACUUUUAGUAUUUACCAGAAGGAUAUUGAAGCUAAUCCAGUCUACAGUCAGCAUGUGAAACCUGUCUGGGACAAGUAUGGAAGUCCGUAUUGGAACACUUAUAUCAUACCACCUUGGAAUAUGUAUGGUGAUCCAACAUGGCAAAAAAUGAAAUCAUUUUGUCUGGAAAAAACCAAAAAGCUGCAGGAUUUCAUCAAUACGAAAUUAUCAUCAAAAGAUCAAAAGAAUAAAAAAUUAAAAACAAAGAAAUCUAAGGGGAAUAAUGGUAGCUGAUAACAGGCAAUGUAUUUGAAAUGUCUGUGUUGUGGAGUACUGAAGAAUACUUCGCAAGUCCUACUUAAAGGUACUGGGUUCAUGCUUAAGACUGAAAUUUCUUUUGUAAAAUUUGCAUACUGGUUGUUUAACGACCUGUUAAAGAUUUUGUUAAGCUAUUGGUUAGAUGACAGUUUCAUUCCAUUGGCUGAAAAAUAAUGAAUAUAACAGGAUUACUGGACACUUGAUUUUAGUGAAUAAAAUAAGUGUUUUUUAUUUGUAAGAUCCUUUGUUUAUAAUAUUAGAUUAUAUUGCAUGAUGCCAAUAAAUUAUAAUGGUAUUAUUAAUUCAUUUAGACAGAGUAACAAAUUUAGAUUAUUGUCUAGUUUACAAUUUGGCCACACAUAUAUGUGAUAUACAGCAAAAUAUAUUUAGAUUUACAUGGAAAAUAAUGUUUUCACUAGGACAAAGUACAAAGGAUGCAAUUUAACUAAAACACAUCGAUCGACCAAAAAUGAUAUAGAUAAAUUAUGCUGUGAGAUUGCAUCUAGAAUUGCAUAUUGUAAUCUUUUGAAAAUGAUUAUGAAAUUCAUAUUUUCAUACUGCUGUUUUUCUACAAGCAUCAUGUGUUUAGUUAAAAAUUGUCUUAUAUAUUUUGAUGAAAAUUUGUGGAGUACGAUUUUGUGCAAUUUAAUGUAGUUAGUUAAUAACUGUCAGAUAAAAGAAUUAAUCUUGAACUGAAUUAAUUUUAAAGUGACAUAUUGGUAUUAUUUUUGAGUAAUUAUGACAAGAAAAUGAUCCAUUGAUAAAAAUAUCAGAAUAGGUUUUGUUUGAUGUAGGACUCAAACAAGUAAACAUGGUCUUAAAAUAAUGGAUAAAAUAAGAUAGAAUUGUUGACAUUGCUCUGAAAGUACUGACAAAUGAUUUGAUUCAGAAGUGUUAAAAUUUAACCAAUUUCCCUAGAAGAGUGCUGGCAUGCAUACAAUUAUACUGGGGACUGCUACAUACAUCAUAUGCUUGUUUCUAUUCGUAAAAAACUGUUCAAAAGACUUAUUAAUGACAGUCUGCCUCAAUAAAAGUCUUUGAAUGUGAUAUAUAUAUGUUUUGUUUUAAAUUGAGCUUGAUGAUAGUAUCAGUACGCUAAAUCUUUUAUUUUUUCAAACUAUUAAUUCUUACAAAAGUAGAGGAUAGUGUUGAAAAAGAAAUUGAAUAUUGUCCUGAAAAGUCUGUUUGAGCUAUGUUAAAGAUCAUCCUCAAAAGUCUAGGUGUUACAAUCCCUAAAAGAACAUCUUGGGCCAUUGAAAGUUUCUUUGAAAAUUUCAUGCUCAAAUUUUCUUAACAAAACCCUAAUUGUUGACAAAUACAAUUUAAAUAUUCAUAAUUUCUGCAAUGGUUUCAUUGCUGUAUUUUGAAUACAAUAAUUUCAUACUUGCUUUACCGUACCAAGAUUGCACAACACAUGCCAUUCAGUUGUGUUGCCCUUUUGUUUGAUUAUUGAAUGUCAAUCUGUUGCUAAUUAAUUGAAAUCCGUAAAUUAUCAAAUUUUACCAGUUCAAAGUUUUCAUUUUUCUUUCUGUGUCAAUAACAUUUUGUUUAAUAAUCAACUUAUUAAAUUACAAGUUUUCUUUGGCAAUCAUUUUGAGACCGAUAUUUAAUGAAUUUCUUGUAACAAAGUCUAAAAAUGAAAAUAUUUUGAAUAAUUCAAGAGGACAUACAAAGAUUUGAAUUGUAAAUUUACAUUCCAAAAGUAAACAUUGCUCACUUUAAAUUAUUCACAAGGGUCAUACUGUGGGACGAAACCAGAGUAACUGUUAAUACCACAUGUUUUCACUUCUAUUCAAGAAUUCAACCAUGUGACGCUGGAAAAGACAACUUGUUGCCAAGUACCAGAUAAGAGAUUCAAGGUUCAAUUUACAUUCAUGAAUAUGAUUGAGAUUUCUUACUCCUUUACCCUUUCAUGUAGAAUCCUAAACCUCAUUUAGUGUUGCGUCUUGGGAAGCUGAUUUGUAUCAAACAACUUCUAGAUCUGCAGAAAUCUUAAAACAAAAAAAAAUAUAUAUAUAUGUGUAGAAUUUCUUCAGUUCAGUGUCAUGCAAGAUUCUUGAACUUUUAAAUAAAGAAAUAAAGAGCUUUGAUAUUGUGUCAAAAGGAAAUGGAUGGUCCCCCUAAACCAUCAUUUUAAACUGAUUUUAAAUAGUAAGUUUUUUUAUUCUUAACAAGUCACUAUUUUUGAAAUACAUACAUAGAUCUAUCAAAAAGCAGUCAGUAGCUGGACUCAAUAUUAAAACAUUUUUACACUGUUCAUUUAGUCAUAUCACAAGACAUGAUCUGCCACAUCCUUGAGACUUUGUAAUGAAUGUUUAGCCUGAGAAAGGUUUGUGUGUACAUUGUUAUUGGGUAUCAAAUGCCAAGUAUGUGUGUUUGUUAUUUCAUAUGUAUCUAAAGCAUGAAUGCUGAUUAUGUCAUAUAUAAUAUGAACAUUGUCAAAUCCUGAAUUUAAAAACAUUUGAAAGAUGCUUUUUGCUUGAAGAACAAGUCUUAAUAUUUUUGUAGCAUACUGGGUGUUUGAGGAGAAGUUAUAAAGAUAUAACGCAAAGGUUACAAGAUAGCGUAUACAGCUUCAUCUCAACCAUUUGAUCAUUGUAUGGUACAUCUUUUGAUGACGAAAGAUGCUAAAAGUAUUGACAAAUUUUGCUUGCUGUAUGAGUGGUCAAUCUUAUUAUCAGAAUAAUAAAAUAUUUCUUAUUCAUAAAUUGAAUCUGUAAAUAUCACCAUAUAAUUCUCGGCUUCAGAAAGUCUAGCUUUGAUUGCUUUAAUCAGAAAUUGAUAACUUAUUAUUAAUCAUAUCACAAUAUGGAAUUGAGAACUACUAUCAUGACAAUAGCGUCUAAUGGGUUGAUUUCAUCACACACACAGUGUUCCUCAUUACCCCUGAAUGGGUAAUCAUGAAUUGGUGAAAUUCAAUACAUGUACCCUUGGUUUUGAAGGACACUUUUAUAUCAUGUAUUGUUAACACAAUUUUGGUGUAUUAUAAUAAGGUUUAACGUUUACCUAUAGAAUCGCAUAUCAUAUUCUGUAAUUGUAUUCAAUACUUCAAAAUACAAGAGAGGAAACUCUCAUGGAAAUAUUGCCAUUAGAUAGCAUAAACAGAAUAUCUUACUUUAGCCUUGUAACAGAAAUAUUUCUCAAUCAAAAUUCACCAGUUAAGUGUUGACAGUGCAAUCUUAAUGGUGAAAAUAUAUAAAAGAGAGACGACACUGGUUAUUUAAAACUGAAAACUGUUUUCAUUAUUGAAAAACCCACGCAGUGACAUUAAAGUGGUAUUGUUUGUUAUAAUAUUUAUUAGGGAAAUGUGGGUAAUUAUGCUUCAAAUUGUGUUUAUAACCUGCAUAGUGUUUGCUAGCUUUAUCAUUGCCAUCAUAGUUAAAAUGCUUAAAACAGAUAAGAAAGUGCCUGUUUUAUGCUUAUCCUUUUUGAAUUUAUUUUCACUUUUGUUUUAUGAUCAUACACUUCAGAUAUCAUGUUGACUAUAUCUGAGAAUGAUUGAAUUGUAUUUUGAAAUUUGAAAUAAAACAUUUGAAAUUUUA
Messenger RNA from Ylistrum balloti, 4938 nucleotides. Its product is annotated as leucine-rich repeat-containing protein 59-like. NCBI's taxonomy places the organism in Eukaryota, Metazoa, Mollusca, Bivalvia, Pectinida, Pectinidae. The transcript has 7 exons. Gene Ontology annotation, molecular function: protein binding. The record is from RefSeq and is a predicted model, not a curated record. Bases 329 to 1372 code for a protein of 347 amino acids.